AUGGUGUAUGUCAUUUCCUCCAAAAAAUGAUAUUUUAAUGCGCGAAAACAAAAAGUAAAGGCGCAAGGAAUUCAACACAUUGGUCUCGCAGCGUGUUUGUUUGUGUGUACUUCUCACGGACGAGUGGCGUCAAAAAUUUUUUUCGUUUUUUUUUCGUUUGUUUUGUUUUUUCCACGUUUUAUCGGAAAAAUCGAGUGUUCAAAGCUGCGAAAAGUUUAUAAAACAUGUUCCCCGCCUAGGAGCAAGUAGAAAAUUCCAUCGUAACUUUGAAAUUCACCCAUUAAACAUGAUUUUAGGCCAAAAAUUAAAAAUUUCUGAGUUUUCAAAUGUUAGAUAGCAAAACAAGGCUAUUUUCAGUUUCAUUCAAGAAAAUCAACAUUUGAAUGGGUUUCGAUUGAAAAUUCCUUCUCAGAGUUAGAAAUUGAAAUGCCUUAUGUCUAAUUUCUUCAUUCUCGUGUUUCUCAUACGUUAUAAUUCACUCGUUAUACGAUUUUUAGGGCUUGCUCCAAAAAGAAGGCUUUCGCCAAGUGCGCCAAUGAACGGCAAGAUGAAAAUGGAAAGAAACUCAUCGAAGCCAACUUGACAUCGAUUCGUGUCACACACACAGGUUUGUUGACUUGAAUAUGAAAGGUUGAAUUAGAAUGGUUCUUCAUUUUCAGAUGAAGGUCGUCAACUGUCAAAAGAAGGUGCAUUCGGUCGAAAUCCGAAUCAACGGAGGAACCAUCGCUCAAAGGUCGACUGUACUUGUGAGCACCUAGAGAAGCAAUUUCCAGUUAGAAGUGUCUUCGCGGUGCUGGUCAACGCAUGGUGAGUGAUUUUUUUGAAAAAAACUACGUAGAUGCGCUGUAGUUGGAAAGCGAGUUGAUUUUGAGUCAAUCAAUCAAUCAAGAACUUUUCGUGAUGGAUGGAGUUUUCAAAUAUGGUUAUCGCGUUGGUUUAGAUGUUGAAUUUUGGAUGAGAUGAUUGUUGAAAUGGUGUUAUUGGUUGAAACUGACCAAUUUCAUCAACUACUAAUCUCAUCAUUUCAACAAGUCACCAGUAUAGUUCGAUUAGCGCCAAUGUUCGCUAUCGAGUAUUCACCAUCUCAACCAAAAACAUAGAAAUCUCUGAAAACUCACAUCCACCACGAGAUAAUCGACCAUAGAAGUCGAGUCGAUAAAACCCAUCGACUCAAGUUGACUUGACAACAAAAAUACAAAUUGCAAAAUAUUUUGUCUAACUCUAUUCAUUUCCAGAACUCAUACCAACACUCGUCUUCAUUAAUUGGACAUCAAAUCAGCUCAAAAUGCAUUGGAAGCAACUACUUUGUCGGACGGAUGCAUCGCCUCUAGAAAUCUAUGUUCGAAAUCGAAACUAG
Caenorhabditis angaria is the source of this 1357-nucleotide messenger RNA. NCBI's taxonomy places the organism in Eukaryota, Metazoa, Nematoda, Chromadorea, Rhabditida, Rhabditidae. The record is from the annotation of a GenBank genome assembly.